Messenger RNA from Chelonoidis abingdonii (Abingdon island giant tortoise), 1244 nucleotides. Its product is annotated as actin, aortic smooth muscle-like. The record is from RefSeq and is a predicted model, not a curated record. NCBI's taxonomy places the organism in Eukaryota, Metazoa, Chordata, Testudines, Testudinidae.
UGAGAUCAUUUCACUUUUACAAAGGAGCUUUUACAAAUCCUCACCAUCUCCUGUUCCGUUGGCCACCUGCAGUAAGUUGCUGCUGCUACAACCUACAACUGAGAGAUACGAUGUGUGAUGAAGAUGAAACCACUGCUCUUGUAUGUGAUAAUGGCUCUGGGCUUUGCAAAGCUGGCUUUGCAGGGGAUGAUGCACCACGGGCUGUUUUUCCAUCAAUCGUUGGACGUCCUCGACACCAGGGUGUUAUGGUAGGAAUGGGUCAAAAAGACAGUUACGUUGGGGAUGAAGCCCAGAGUAAAAGAGGGAUCCUGACACUGAAAUACCCCAUUGAGCAUGGGAUCAUCACUAACUGGGAUGACAUGGAAAAGAUUUGGCAUCAUUCUUUCUAUAAUGAACUUCGUGUUGCCCCAGAAGAGCAUCCUGUGCUGCUGACGGAGGCCCCCUUAAAUCCUAAGGCUAACCGGGAAAAAAUGACUCAGAUCAUGUUUGAGACGUUCAACGUACCUGCUAUGUAUGUAGCAAUUCAGGCAGUUCUAUCUCUAUAUGCAUCUGGUCGAACCACUGGAAUUGUUCUGGACUCUGGGGAUGGUGUCACACACAAUGUACCCAUCUAUGAAGGUUAUGCUUUGCCCCACGCCAUCAUGAGGCUGGACCUGGCAGGCAGAGACCUCACUGAUUAUCUCAUGAAAAUUCUCACAGAAAGAGGCUAUUCUUUCGUCACCACUGCGGAACGUGAAAUUGUGCGUGACAUAAAGGAGAAGCUUUGCUACGUGGCUUUGGAUUUUGAGAAUGAAAUGGCAACAGCCGCUUCCUCCUCUUCUCUCGAGAAGAGUUAUGAGCUUCCUGAUGGGCAAGUCAUCACCAUUGGGAAUGAAAGAUUCCGAUGCCCAGAAACUCUCUUCCAACCUUCAUUCAUAGGUAUGGAAUCUGCAGGUGUUCAUGAAACCACUUAUAACAGCAUUAUGAAAUGUGAUAUUGACAUCCGUAAGGAUCUCUAUGCUAAUAAUGUGCUCUCUGGAGGAACAACAAUGUACCCUGGUAUUGGUGAUCGCAUGCAGAAAGAGAUCACAGCUUUGGCUCCAAGUACUAUGAAGAUUAAGAUGAUCGCACCACCAGAACGUAAAUACUCCGUCUGGAUUGGGGGCUCAAUCUUGGCUUCUCUAUCUACCUUCCAGCAAAUGUGGAUCAGCAAAGAUGAAUAUGAGGAAGCUGGUCCUUCCAUUGUCCAUCGCAAAUGCUUUUGA